AUGAUACGUGAUCCAUCCGAAUUAGUUCACGGUAAAUCAGUCGAUAUAGAAAAGCCUCGAUAUGAUCAGUCCACAUACAUUGGCAGAGCCAAACACUUUUUUAUUACAACUAAUCCUUUGAACGCAUUCAAAACAUCUACUGAAUUAGAAGAAGCAAGGACCAUCGUUCAUAAUUAUAGGAUAGGGAUUAUUCAACCUGGUUUAACUGUAGAAAAGCUUUGGCAAGCAAAAAAUGUGUACGAUUCAGCGUUCCAUCCAGACACAGGAGAAAAAAUGAUACUCAUUGGACGCAUGUCAUUUCAAGUUCCUGGGAAUAUGUUUAUAACGGGUUGUUUGCUACAGUUUUACAAGUCUACACCGGCUGUCAUAUUUUGGCAAUGGUUUAACCAAACAUUCAAUGCCGUUGUAAAUUAUACUAAUCGUAGUGGUGACGCACCUAUUUCAUUAACACGUCUUGGGAUAUCAUAUGUUUUGGCUACUGGUGGAGCAUUAGGCACUGCAUUAACUAUCAAUAAACAAGUUCAAAAAUUCCCUCCUAUAAUUGGUCGAUUUGUACCAUUUAUUGCAGUCUCUGCAGCUAAUUGUAUUAAUAUUCCAUGUAUGAGAAGUGCAGAACUAACUGAAGGUACACCUAUAUUGGAUGAAAAUGGUGAGAAAUUGGGUAAAUCAACUGUUGUAGGACGUAGAGCUGUUAGUCAAGUGGUUUUAUCACGAAUAUUAAUGGCUUCCCCUGGAAUGACAAUUUUGCCUUUUGUGAUGCAGUCAUUAGAAAAACAAAAAUUGCUUAUUCGUUAUCCUUGGCUGGGAGCUCCAAUACAAAUUAGCUUAGUCGGUUUAAUGUUAUCACUUGUAACACCUUUAUGCUGUGCUGUAUUCCCACAAAUCAGUUCAAUUCCAUUCCAUAAACUUGAACCUGAUGUUCAAGCACAUAUUAAAGAAAUUCGAUCUGAUCGGUUACCUUCAGUUGUUUAUUAUAAUAAAGGUUUAUAAUUUGUUUUAAAUAAACAAAAACAAAAUAAAUGAAUGUUCGAAUUAAAUUCUAUAUCUGUAAGAAGAAAAUUAAUUUUAUAUGAAUGUAUUCCAUUUAUUCACAAUUGCAUUUUAGUUAUCAUUCUAAUAUUAUUUUUGUCAAAUGAUUUGUUAGAUUUGAAAUAGUCUAUUUAGAUGCAAUGUAUUUAAUAUACUUUUCUGGUGUAGAACAAUUGAUUUCAUUCAUUUAAACAAGAUUUUUACUUCUCUAACUAUUUAGUAAGUGUUCGAAGUAAUUGAAUAUACUGAGGAAUUGUUUUAUUCUUCUAAAGGUAUGACGUUUUUAAUUAUUUGAAUCACCAGGUUUCCCGGUGCUCUUCUAAUAGUUAUUGAUAUUAUCAUGUAGUCUGAUACAAUCCCGAUUGUUGCUGCUACCUUGACGUCGUGAUCGGGCUUCCUUAUCGUAAUGAACCAAUCGAGUUAUACUGACUGGAAUAAUCGUUCCUCAAGGUCUUACUAUGCCAGGCAGGUCGGUUGAGGAGUGGUAAAAUUAAAAGCUCCAAACCCAAGGACCGAAGGAGAAGUCAUACUGCUGAUUGUAUAGGGAUGUGAGAGCAGUAAGGUGUUUCCCUCAGACAGACAGCAUAACAGCGAUGCUGUCUUCCCACAAAGAAGGGAUGGGGUUAGAAAAUGUCGACCCUAAAAGUGCACACCUCGCCUUAUCCCACGGAUUUUCGUCUCCAGCGGCUAGGUUUCAACAAACACGGAGUUAACACAAAAAAAUUGUGUGUGAUCUGCCACAAGCAGUUGUUCUUUAGGCACUGCAGUCACGCUCUCAGGUCACUAAAACCAACUCUAACCCAAUUUUCUUUUCAGGUACCUCCAGAAGAACCCCUCCAUGGUGUGGGCAACCGGAAAGUGAUAACCGCCUUCAUACCUUUAACAGCCCUCAAAAUCACUGUAUUCAUAUUCGAUUCCCCCCUUUGGUACAAUAAUAAAUACAUAUUUUUCUGAACAGUAGUGGUCGACAACAAAUAAGUGUUCAACUCUCGUAUUUUAUCAAGGCAUAGAAAUGUCACACCGUAGCACUUUAUCUGUAACAGAAAACAGUUAUUACUGAACUUAAAUGCAACUUGUUAAGUGUAUUUCUAACUAGCUUAAAAUUAACUUCGAAAGAUCCUAUGGUUUAAGCAGAUUGAUAUCAUAGCAAAAUAAACUAUUCAUCAUUAUUGGUGCUCAAGUCGCGAAGCAAUGGGAAUCAAAUUCUGAACUUGAGCAAUUUCUAUACCAUAGCUCAUUAGCCUGAUUAGGUCACUUCCUGUCAGGUGUCACGUCCUGUACUUAUGUAAUUUUUGUAACACCUUCAUUAGUAUUACAAAGAAGAACAGAAAUCGUGGCGUCCUGGUUGUUCUUCAGUAAUGACUGUAUGUGAAACCAUAUAUAGUUUUCUAGACCUGUUUAUAAUCCACCAAUCAAUUUGACUAGGUCUCAAUAUGUUGGCGUUCUGACUGAUAACUUGUAGGACCCAAUUCAAACAUCAGUUUGCCUAGUUAUGAUAACUGUCAAGUGUUUUAUAAAUAUCAGCUGUUAUCAACAGUCAGUGAGGCUGCGUACUGUAUAGUUAGUUUUCUGAUGUUGUGUUUUUCCUUCUCAUAUACAAUGUGUGUUCAUUCAUUUCAUCAACCUAGUUCGAUCUACCUAGUAUUACAAAAUUCAAUGACAAGCAAGUUUAAGCAUUACAAUCAAUCCACAUCAGGAUCCUAAAACUCUAUCUUCUGGUAAUGUUAUUCGUGGUGCUGACAUAAAUUGCUGUUGUCUUGUAAAAUUUGUUGAAGUUCUUUUUGACAAUGGUAAGACAUCAUAAGAAACGCUCAUAAUGCAGUCGUGUCAGCACAAAGACAGCAUUUAUUCGGUACUCAGUAUUUUUCUAAAUUGCUGUCAAGUUUUAUGCUUGGGAAUCACACUCGUCUAAUCAUUAUAAACUUUCAGGCGCUUAAGAUUACCCAGAUAAAUAAAUGCCUACGAAAGAUUUUCCUUCUGGCUACGAUUUCCCAGACUCCCACAUCUUGGAUAACCGACCUCAUCCUGUACAGAUAAAAAUAUUGAUUUCCACUACUAAGUUGAUAUUUCCGACUGGUAGGUCGAAAGUUUGUAUUCAACAGAAGCUGACAUUGAUACACAAGUAUUGAAAAUUCUUCUGAGAUGAGAAUACAAACACAAAUAAAAUUUUCAUUGUUUUCCAUGUAAACUCCUUGGAUGCUACUGACACUAUAGAGUAUCGAACUUGGCACGAUUAGUUGGUGGGGGAAAUAUUGUAGCCAAAGACAGUCAGGCUUUAUCACUGUUGACUCUAGUAAUGGGAUAUUUGAAAUAAAUUAUAGAUCUUAUUUAAAGUCGUAAAUAUUCUUCUGACUAAUCGCAUGAACACAACGUAGAAUCAAAUGGUCGGACGUGAAGAUGCUUUUGAUUACGCAUAUUUCAAGCAUACAUGUAGUGGCAUUAAACAAUAACCGCACAAUCCACAAAGCUGAACACGAGACUACCCAGAAAAUAGAUAUUCAAUAUUUAACGCGGAUAAAUACCUAACGAUGGAGAAGGCGCGAAGAUUGAAUUGAAUUGACUGGAGUUGAUCGAGUGGCAUGGCUCGGCCAUGCAGGCGUGGUCUCUGCUGAAUGUUACCUUAUAUCUUCUAUUCAUAUUAAAUAUAUUGUUCCUUCUCUAGCCUAACCUUGUUCUACAUCAUAUAUUGGUAAUUGGUACGAUACAGUGAGUUGGUGUAGUCGAUGGUGUGACUUCCACGGUUAGGUCUAUUAUUACAGCAGUACUAAUAUCAUAGUAGACCAUAAUUCCACAUUGGUGAGCCCAAAUAAAGAAACGCAACCUAUUAUUGUUAAUCCUUAUUUCCACCCUAACCUCAAUCGGUUUUUAUUUCUGUAAACCCAGUAUUCUAAUAGUCCUUUGAUUAAUGGUCAUAUAUAUUAUCGUAAUGUUAUAUCUAUUAGUUCACAUAACUUACUAGCUCAAUCGAUAAUGAAAGUUGAUCAUCUAUAUCAACUAAUUAGCUUUGAUGGUUCGUUAACAAGCUUUAAUAGCAUAUACAUGCUUCAGCGACAUAGACUUGUUUAAACAUCAAGCUCUUGCAAAUAUAACCUGUAAAUAGAGUAAAUAUACAUUGACUAGCAAUGCAAUCAAGGACUAAAUAGCUAUCUGGAUCUAAUUCUCAGUGUUCCUUCACUUAAUACCUCAACCUGUUUCAAACUAAGCACUGUCCUGUAAUAUCUUUUCUCCCGACCACUGCCUGCCUAAUUUCAUAUAUUCGAGUUCCAUAGCCAAACAACAAGGAUGACACUUCUCCAAAAUAAAAAAUACGGUGAGUUCCAGCUAUAAGUUUUCUGCAAUCAUAAGUUCAUUUUAGAUGGCACACACAAUUAUCUGGAUUCAUUCAGUUCUGAUCAGAGCGAGUCCCAAAGACCUCAACAGCAUCAAGCACCCUGGAAGUGAUUGGCAUACUGUAUGUUUUAUUCUAGAUGCUUUUGGAUCAUUACUACUCCUCACGAAUGGCGUUAUAUAUGUCGUCCACUGAAUAAUCUAAUUUUCAAAAAUAAUCCAGGCGAGUUCAACUAUUUUACUGGAUGAUUUUUUUUUUACUUAACAUGUAUAUAUUUUCCAGUUGCUUUUGCCACAUAUUUGUAAGUGUCCCUAGGCUAAAUGCAGUAACUUCUUAUGUAAUGUUUAUAACGCGCCAUAUUCCUGCCUGAAGUUUCAUAAGCAGUCUUGACUUUAAAAUUAUUUUUCUGGUCAUGUUCAUUAUUUUUAAAUUUUUAUAUACGUCAACAACCUGCAUGUUAACCUGGCCUGUACAUACGUUACACUAUAUCUUCAUGUCUUCUAAAUUUAGAAAUCAUCUGGAUCGCCCUUAACAUUUAUUAAUAAACCCAUCAUAGUCGUUGUUGCUAAUCGUAUUUGGGUUUAUGGAUUGGUUUAUCAUAUUAGCAGCCUAAAAUGCGAACAUAGUUUAGAUAAUAAGAUUAAAAAUUUAGAUACUAUUAACUGCACUAGUAAAAUAACUAAAUCCCCAGGUAGCUGUUGGUUAAACAAACGUUUAAAAUCAAAACUCCUUAGCCUACUAGAAUUAACACUAAACGAAUCUUUCUGAAUUAAAAUUUAUAAUUAAAUUAGGCGUCUCGGAUUCUUUUACGUUACAAAUUUCUGAUAAUUUCGAAUCACCUAAAGCAACAAUACCUAUUUUUCCACUGACUAAUCCUCAUUCAACACUAUAACUAGUUAAACAUAAUAGUUUCAGGAUAUCGUCAUAAAGCAUUGCCAUAACUUGACAAUCACGUAAUAUGAUUGAUAAAAUUAAUGAAACUAUUAACAAAAUCGGUCAGCAAAUUGACUUACAAUUAUCACUAGUGUUGUUUUUCUUUUAUCUUCAUUCACUACAGAUGAUUACAGUAUGUUUCUCUAUCGGUUGCUCAUUAAGUAAAUAUCUCAAAACCUUGUCAGUUUUAUUGAUGGUUUAGCGACACAAUCAUGCAUGCAAAUAAUCAGUAUAAGCAGUCGAGCAAAUCUCCUGCAAACUGAAAACAUCAAUGUCGAAUUUACCCCAACACUGACUAAGGUUCAAGCCAUUAUCAUAGACAUGAGUUGGAAGUGUACUCCCCUUGGUUACAACUUAUGUACUCCCUGAUAAUCACAUGAGCAUCAAUCACUAUUACUCAUCUUGUAAAAACUUAUUUAGCUAAAUACAUCUUGCAACACCACAUCACUUAGUAAUAUGACACAUAGGCUUAACUGAUUUCAAUAACUUAUAACCACUACAUCUCAGUUAAAUCGUGUUCCGCCUUAUAAUAAACUGCAUACUUGCAACUAACUUGUAUGCCAAUCAGCCGGCAAGUAUAAAUACAAAUAAAUAGUCUGCCACAGAUCAGAACAUUGAGUCUAGAGCAUGUCUCUUACGAAUACACUCAUGUUUAACGAUUUUUCCUAGCUAUCUGUCCAAAAUUCAUAUAAUCAUCACUCACGUAUUUAAAUUUUAUUUUGAUAACCAUUCAUGUGUAUUAGUAGUAUUACUAAAUUCUAUCACGGUCAAGUAAAAAUGAGGUUGAGAAAAUCUCCCCGUAACUAAAUAAACCGUAUCAAACUAACUGGAACACUAGUUGGAAUUCUUUUCCAUGGUAAUACUUUUGUUCUUCCAGUUAGCCUACUAAUACAGAUGCAAUUGGAAUUCAACUCAUAUGGACAACUUACCGGCAUAAUCGUUAUCUGAUUUCAUAAUUUAAACCAAAACUAAUAACAAUAUUAACAUUUCUACAAUAUUUAUUACUUUAAUAUUUCUAAACACAAAAUACUUACUACCUACACGUCAAGUUAUUAACAAACGGCUAUUAACACGCAUUGUUUUAUUAUUAUUAUUACUGUAAUUCCAUUUUUUUAUAGCUCAAAUAAUCUUCACCCAAAUUGUCAUUUUAAGCGUGUCAAGCAUGAAGGCAGAUUUUUUUUAAAAAUUAUUACAUGUAUUUCCCGACCAGAUGCUGCCGCUUUCUUUUUGAUUUAUCUUUCAGCUUAUCAUUACCCGGGGGAUUCUUCCUAGUCUUGGUAACCUUCAGCGCACGACGAUCCCAUCCAAUUUGGUAUCGAACCAACAUCACGUUGAUUCUGGUGGGAGAGUAGUGUAGUGGCAUUAAACAAUAACCGCACAAUCCACAAAGCUGAACACGAGACUACCCAGAAAAUAGAUAUUCAAUAUUUAACGCGGAUAAAUACCUAACGAUGGAGAAGGCGCGAAGAUUGAAUUGAAUUGACUGGAGUUGAUCGAGUGGCAUGGCUCGGCCAUGCAGGCGUGGUCUCUGCUGAAUGUUACCUUAUAUCUUCUAUUCAUAUUAAAUAUAUUGUUCCUUCUCUAGCCUAACCUUGUUCUACAUCAUAUAUUGGUAAUUGGUACGAUACAGUGAGUUGGUGUAGUCGAUGGUGUGACUUCCACGGUUAGGUCUAUUAUUACAGCAGUACUAAUAUCAUAGUAGACCAUAAUUCCACAUUGGUGAGCCCAAAUAAAGAAACGCAACCUAUUAUUGUUAAUCCUUAUUUCCACCCUAACCUCAAUCGGUUUUUAUUUCUGUAAACCCAGUAUUCUAAUAGUCCUUUGAUUAAUGGUCAUAUAUAUUAUCGUAAUGUUAUAUCUAUUAGUUCACAUAACUUACUAGCUCAAUCGAUAAUGAAAGUUGAUCAUCUAUAUCAACUAAUUAGCUUUGAUGGUUCGUUAACAAGCUUUAAUAGCAUAUACAUGCUUCAGCGACAUAGACUUGUUUAAACAUCAAGCUCUUGCAAAUAUAACCUGUAAAUAGAGUAAAUAUACAUUGACUAGCAAUGCAAUCAAGGACUAAAUAGCUAUCUGGAUCUAAUUCUCAGUGUUCCUUCACUUAAUACCUCAACCUGUUUCAAACUAAGCACUGUCCUGUAAUAUCUUUUCUCCCGACCACUGCCUGCCUAAUUUCAUAUAUUCGAGUUCCAUAGCCAAACAACAAGGAUGACACUUCUCCAAAAUAAAAAAUACGGUGAGUUCCAGCUAUAAGUUUUCUGCAAUCAUAAGUUCAUUUUAGAUGGCACACACAAUUAUCUGGAUUCAUUCAGUUCUGAUCAGAGCGAGUCCCAAAGACCUCAACAGCAUCAAGCACCCUGGAAGUGAUUGGCAUACUGUAUGUUUUAUUCUAGAUGCUUUUGGAUCAUUACUACUCACGAAUGGCGUUAUAUAUGUCGUCCACUGAAUAAUCUAAUUUUCAAAAUAAUCCAGGCGAGUUCAACUAUUUUACUGGAUGAUUUUUUUUUACUUAACAUGUAUAUAUUUUCCAGUUGCUUUUGCCACAUAUUUGUAAGUGUCCCUAGGCUAAAUGCAGUAACUUCUUAUGUAAUGUUUAUAACGCGCCAUAUUCCUGCCUGAAGUUUCAUAAGCAGUCUUAACUUUAAAAUUAUUUUUCUGGUCAUGUUCAUUAUUUUUAAAUUUUUAUAUACGUCAACAACCUGCAUGUUAACCUGGCCUGUACAUACGUUACACUAUAUCUUCAUGUCUUCUAAAUUUAGAAAUCAUCUGGAUCGCCCUUAACAUUUAUUAAUAAACCCAUCAUAGUCGUUGUUGCUAAUCGUAUUUGGGUUUAUGGAUUGGUUUAUCAUAUUAGCAGCCUAAAAUGCGAACAUAGUUUAGAUAAUAAGAUUAAAAAUUUAGGUACUAUUAACUGCACUAGUAAAAUAACUAAAUCCCCAGGUAGCUGUUGGUUAAACAAACGUUUAAAAUCAAAACUCCUUAGCCUACUAGAAUUAACACUAAACGAAUCUUUCUGAAUUAAAAUUUAUAAUUAAAUUAGGCGUCUCGGAUUCUUUUACGUUACAAAUUUCUGAUAAUUUCGAAUCACCUAAAGCAACAAUACCUAUUUUUCCACUGACUAAUCCUCAUUCAACACUAUAACUAGUUAAACAUAAUAGUUUCAGGAUAUCGUCAUAAAGCAUUGCCAUAACUUGACAAUCACGUAAUAUGAUUGAUAAAAUUAAUGAAACUAUUAACAAAAUCGGUCAGCAAAUUGACUUACAAUUAUCACUAGUGUUGUUUUUCUUUUAUCUUCAUUCACUACAGAUGAUUACAGUAUGUUUCUCUAUCGGUUGCUCAUUAAGUAAAUAUCUCAAAACCUUGUCAGUUUUAUUGAUGGUUUAGCGACACAAUCAUGCAUGCAAAUAAUCAGUAUAAGCAGUCGAGCAAAUCUCCUGCAAACUGAAAACAUCAAUGUCGAAUUUACCCCAACACUGACUAAGGUUCAAGCCAUUAUCAUAGACAUGAGUUGGAAGUGUACUCCCCUUGGUUACAACUUAUGUACUCCCUGAUAAUCACAUGAGCAUCAAUCACUAUUACUCAUCUUGUAAAAACUUAUUUAGCUAAAUACAUCUUGCAACACCACAUCACUUAGUAAUAUGACACAUAGGCUUAACUGAUUUCAAUAACUUAUAACCACUACAUCUCAGUUAAAUCGUGUUCCGCCUUAUAAUAAACUGCAUACUUGCAACUAACUUGUAUGCCAAUCAGCCGGCAAGUAUAAAUACAAAUAAAUAGUCUGCCACAGAUCAGAACAUUGAGUCUAGAGCAUGUCUCUUACGAAUACACUCAUGUUUAACGAUUUUUCCUAGCUAUCUGUCCAAAAUUCAUAUAAUCAUCACUCACGUAUUUAAAUUUUAUUUUGAUAACCAUUCAUGUGUAUUAGUAGUAUUACUAAAUUCUAUCACGGUCAAGUAAAAAUGAGGUUGAGAAAAUCUCCCCGUAACUAAAUAAACCGUAUCAAACUAACUGGAACACUAGUUGGAAUUCUUUUCCAUGGUAAUACUUUUGUUCUUCCAGUUAGCCUACUAAUACAGAUGCAAUUGGAAUUCAACUCAUAUGGACAACUUACCGGCAUAAUCGUUAUCUGAUUUCAUAAUUUAAACCAAAACUAAUAACAAUAUUAACAUUUCUACAAUAUUUAUUACUUUAAUAUUUCUAAACACAAAAUACUUACUACCUACACGUCAAGUUAUUAACAAACGGCUAUUAACACGCAUUGUUUUAUUAUUAUUAUUACUGUAAUUCCAUUUUUUUAUAGCUCAAAUAAUCUUCACCCAAAUUGUCAUUUUAAGCGUGUCAAGCAUGAAGGCAGAUUUUUUUUAAAAAUUAUUACAUGUAUUUCCCGACCAGAUGCUGCCGCUUUCUUUUUGAUUUAUCUUUCAGCUUAUCAUUACCCGGGGGAUUCUUCCUAGUCUUGGUAACCUUCAGCGCACGACGAUCCCAUCCAAUUUGGUAUCGAACCAACAUCACGUUGAUUCUGGUGGGAGAGUAGUGUAGUGGCAUUAAACAAUAACCGCACAAUCCACAAAGCUGAACACGAGACUACCCAGAAAAUAGAUAUUCAAUAUUUAACGCGGAUAAAUACCUAACGAUGGAGAAGGCGCGAAGAUUGAAUUGAAUUGACUGGAGUUGAUCGAGUGGCAUGGCUCGGCCAUGCAGGCGUGGUCUCUGCUGAAUGUUACCUUAUAUCUUCUAUUCAUAUUAAAUAUAUUGUUCCUUCUCU
This is a messenger RNA of Schistosoma curassoni, 10052 nucleotides long. Lineage: Eukaryota; Metazoa; Platyhelminthes; Trematoda; Strigeidida; Schistosomatidae. The record is from the annotation of a GenBank genome assembly.